Messenger RNA from Alternaria arborescens, 2607 nucleotides. RefSeq lists its product as hypothetical. Gene Ontology annotation, molecular function: protein kinase activity; ATP binding; protein binding. The coding region runs from base 1 to 2607 and encodes 868 amino acids. NCBI's taxonomy places the organism in Eukaryota, Fungi, Ascomycota, Dothideomycetes, Pleosporales, Pleosporaceae. Gene Ontology annotation, cellular component: cytoplasm; centrosome; spindle pole body. The record is from RefSeq and is a predicted model, not a curated record. The transcript has 3 exons. Gene Ontology annotation, biological process: regulation of protein localization to mitotic spindle pole body; mitotic cell cycle; regulation of cytokinesis.
AUGUCUGCCUCGUCGAUACACGCAGAUGCCCCGCCGGCCGUGGUCCAGGAUCCAGAGGGACUCCAAUAUGAAACGGGAGCACAGCUCGGCAAAGGCGGCUUCGCUAUCUGCCAUCGCGCAAAGCUGCUGGGUCAUGAGCACCUCGGCAGCUCUACAGUCGCUCUGAAGAUUGUCAAAUCCAAAAUGGAGCCUCCCAAGCUGGCGCAAAAGUUUGUUACUGAAUUACAGAUCCACUCGAAGCUAUCCCAUCCCAACAUCGUCGAGUUCUUCCGCGCCUUCUCUUUCGAAUCAAGCACCUAUGUUGUCUUGGAGCUAUGCGAAAACGGUUCCCUUGCCGAUGCGAUCAAGAAGCGCAAAUAUUUCACCAUGCCUGAGAUUAGGCGAUUCAUGAUCCAAACAUGCGGCGCAAUCAAAUACCUACACCAACGGAACAUCGUACACCGCGAUCUCAAGACAGGCAACCUCUUCCUCGAUCGCGACAUGAACGUCAAAGUCGGCGACUUUGGUCUUGCAGCACUAUUGGUGUCACAGAGCGACUAUGGGGCGAUCCGUCGGACAACCAUGUGCGGCACACCCAACUACCUUGCCCCAGAGGUCUUGGAGAAGACAGGCAAGGGUCAUGACGAGAAGGUUGACCUAUGGGCUAUUGGAAUCAUGAUGUACACACUGGCGGUCGGAAGAGCGCCAUUCCAUGCCGCCAAGCGCGAGGACAUUUACCGGAAGUUGAAGGCUCGCGAAUACACUUGGCCAGACCUGGCCAGGUUUGCGAAUGAAAUCACCGACGACCUCCGCGACAUUGUUUCGUUAUUGUUGGUGCACGAAGACGAGCGACCGACUCCUGAUCAGAUCGUAGCGCACCCAUUCUUCAAACUGGGCUACAUUCCGUUGGAACUAGACAGUGGAUGCACCUCCCGCGUACCGAAGUGGCCGAAGAACCGUCCGCCGACAGCAUCGACAAUCAGACGUGGAUAUACCGAGGAAUGGUGGCAGCUUUGCAAGUCCUCGUCCGUCGGCGAGUACGAACAAGGAAAAGCAUUCGGAACCUACGGCCGCAGGACGAACAAGACUGUCGCGAGGGACUGCCAAAAGGAGAUCGAAGCCGGCAAACAGCCAAACAUACCCUUCUCCAAAGACGUCGUAUAUGUACCUUUCCCCGCCCGUGUGCAAUGGCCGCAUCUGCCAACAGGAGGACUCAGUGAAAUAUCGGAAGAGAAAGAAUCGUCACUAGAAAGUCAAGCUCUCUCAGAGACUACCGGAAACGAGCGGACAAAGAGUCGUGUGGUUAGGGCUCCGAGACGAGAGCAACAGCCGAUGCAGACAUUAAAAGAAAAUGUGGAGCCGGUACAGGAGCCUGAGCCUGCGCACAGAAUACUGGACAAACAGCCGACCCGAUUAAGGGCAGCGCGCAAGAUCUCGAACCCCGGCCGUGUCACUGCGAAUACGGCUUCCGCGCCAGCUCCCCUACGCGUCCCUCGAGAGGCAAGAACUUCCACGCGAGCACGGACAGCGAAGGAGAGCGCAAAAGAGGCACCAAAGACGACAUCAAACGGACUGCCUGAUCUCCCACCUUUGCGAGUCACUAAGACGAGCGUUGGAGGGAGCGACAAGCCGGAAUCAGCGGCUCAAGCAACGUCGACGAAAAGUGCCGCUCGUUAUCGAACCGUCAGCAAUGACAUGCCUGCCACCGAUCCGGUGACUGUUUUGGCGCGCUUGAUGACGUUUCGAGAUAAUCUUGAACGAGCUCUCGACAAGAAGCCUACGAAGUCGAGAAGAGACCAACCACCGCAGUUGCCAUUUGUUGCAAAAUGGGUAGACUACAGCCGCAGGUAUGGAGUUGGAUACGUCCUCAAUGAUGGUAGUAUUGGAACUCUCCUCUCAGCAGAGGAGCAGUACCCCGUUACCAUCGCUUUUGCGACAGACGGAUACAACCAUCUACGGAAGGCUGGCGGCAACCGAGAGCUCGCCAAAAGCGUUGCACUGAAUUACUACACGACCGUCAAGAAGGAUCGAGGACUAUCGCAGAUUGAGGUACUAGAAUCGCGGCGAGUUGAGGAGAUUCGGACGGUUUGGCACAAGUUUGGAAAGUACAUGUGUGCGACGUUUGGUGACGAAGAAAAGCCGCUCCGGAAAGAUCCCCGCGUAAACUUUGUUCGAUUUUAUCAACGUCUGGGUAACGUCGGGAUCUGGGGUUUCGACGAUGGCUCCUUCCAAUUCAACUUUCCUGAUCAUACGAAGCUCGUUCUAUCGUCGGACGCAGGCUAUGGACAUUUCCUUUGCCUACCACUUGAUGCAACGUCUCUCCUCGAAGAGACUGGAAAUGUGCCAUGGAAGCACGUUAAAGCUCGAGCACAUCUGCGAGGCUCAUUGCAACAGCUUCUAUACGGCUCAGCCGACAAGGAGGACAGUUACAAAGAGCUUACAGAGGGCAAUCUCCUCCGCGCAAAGAUCGAAUUCAUCUACGCUGUGGUCUCGGAGUGGUGUCAAGAGGGAGGAUUAGGCUGCCUCGUGGAUCCCAAAGUGUACUCUUGGGGGGGUCCCCAGCUGGAAGAGUCAAAGCGUUUGGACUGGGCGAGUGUAGGGCGUUUUGGUGGUGAUGUUUUCUCAUGA